AAACCGAACAUCAGACCAUCAGGCCGCCAUGGGGGUGAAGGAGAUGUUUCACUUGGCCCGCGUGCCGUCCAUCCUCUUCAUCAGUGUGGUUUACGUGACCUACGUGCUGGUUGGCGGGGUGAUCUUCUGGAAGCUUGAAGGAGACCUCGGGAGCAAGGAUCUCGGGGCAAUAAUGCAGAGCAGACAGAAGCUGCUCUCCACGUACAGCUGUCUGAACCAGGAUGGGCUGGUGGCGUUGGCUAAGGUGAUUCAAGAGUCGUCAAAAGCAGGUCUAAGCCUGAAGGAUAACCGCACCACGGAUGGAUUCUGGAAGUUUACCAGCUCCGCUGUGUUUGCUGCCACCGUAGUCACCACCAUAGGUUAUGGAAACAUGAGCCCCACCACCACGGCUGGGCAGAUCUUCUGUGUGUUCUUUGCACUCUUUGGUAUUCCUCUGAACAUGGUGGUGCUCAACAGAGUAGGGCAGUACAUGCUGGCAGUGGAAAGGAACAUUGCUGAUUUCAUCAAAGGGAAAACCGGACGUAAGAGGUGUACACGCUUCUUUAUCCACCUGAUCAGCUACAUCUGUGGGAUGGUGGGCUUUUUCAUCGUCCCCAUGAUCGUGUUCCAGCAGCAGGAAGGGUGGACCUUGUCACAGGCCAUCUACUUCUGCUUCAUCACACUCAGCACCAUCGGUUUUGGGGACUUUGUAGCUGACAACAACCCGGAUACUAAUUACCCAAACUGGUACAGUGUUCUGAUGGCCUCGUGGAUCUUUUUCGGUCUGGCUUGGCUUGCUUUGCUCAUCAACCAUUCCAUAGACAUUCUGGAGCGACUCAACGCCUUCUUUAAACAGCAGUGCUGUGGCAAAAAGCCCGCAGAAGAGUCAAACGAGUCAGAGAGCAAAGAGAACAACCCUCACACUCAAGAGGAGGAAAUCGAAGAGAUCAAAGAAACUCCCAUAUCUCAGUAAUCUACCAAACAAGUCGAAGGCUUCGGAGAACCGGGGAUCAUUUAUUCAUGACCUAAAUCAGGCUGAGCGUACAUGUGAGUUAUCGGGUUGUAAAUCUGUCGCCUCCUCUGUUUAUUCAUCUGAAACAGACCAAAGGUUUCUGAGUCUCGAUGCACUUUCUAUGGAGCAACUUUUCAAAAUUCAGCUCACGUUUGCACACCAAAUGAAGCUUUUGACUUUUUUAAUGUCCACGUCUACAAAGACUGCUGUGAUUUUUCUUUCUGUGCAUUUGUUUGUUUGUUUGUAAUUUGGGGAAAACAAAAAUCUGUAACAUUUACUUCAGAUAUUAAAGUGUGUAGUUUCUCGGGCGAUAGGGGGCAGUAGAUACCUAAAUCAUUGCAAGCAUUAUUUUCAUGUUCAAGUAAGGCCGUACCAACGGGUGGCCAUUAGGGUCAAAAGUCCUUGGGAGUGCCACCUCCAGCAAAAUAACAAGAACAUCAGGUUCCCUUUCAUCGCUGGCAACGAGUGACGAGGUAAAUGUGUAAAAGAACGUUUGUUAAUGAUGAAAGUUUGUUUCAAAUCAGCAAAUGCAUUCUGUCCUCAGGGGCUUCCAUAGACGGAAACGUGGCAUCCAAUAUGGCGUCGCCCAGAGACUUAAGCCAGCUCCCAUGUGUUUUAGACCCGAUUUUUAUGGUGAUACGUUAUGAAAGCGUCAAUAUUUUUCGACAACUGGGUGUCUUUUACUUCAUUUACAACAUUUCAAUGAAAAUGUCCAGAAACGAGUGGUAAAAAGUACACAUUGUCACUUUAAAUAACUUUUUUCUUGUUAGGUUGAACACUUAAUAAUAAGAGAUGAACUGGCUGUGAUGACCAGACUCUGCUGGGGUGCGUAUUUGUUCCGUUGUGUAGAGAUCGACAUGUGAAUAAAAGAACUAAAGCAUGUAAACAAAGAGAAUUUUUUGUUUUCUGUGCACUAAAAUCAGAUUUUUAAAGCUGUUAGAGCGAAUCUGCAAACAAGCUUUGGGACGCAAACACGGUCACCGAACGCUCACCCCUCCCCUCAGGUAUCUUCCCUGGACCUGCGUCCACUGGAACCGGAAACCAGCGUUUCCAGAGGAAACGAGAUAGCGCUAAGCACCAGUCACCGGUUUUCUAGUUGUUCGAGACUUCAAGCAGUGAUUUUCUUUUUGGGACUCUGGCAGUUUGUCCGAAAGCUGAAGCAGUAGCAGCCGGCUGUUUCUCCUUCUCUGAUGUUAUUGAGCGGAGAACCUCUCAGACCGGUGGAGUUCCGGUGCUGAAUACAGGAGUGUGUGAUGGGUGGAGGACCAGGGAAGUGCGGCAGCUGAAUGAGACCGACAACCAGACGGUCCGGUUGGUUUUGGUCAGAAAUGUGUUGUUUGUGGCCGUUUUUAGACAAAUGUGAGAAAACUACUUUAAUAUUAUUUUGCUUGUCAGGUCAGAAUUUCAUUAGGUGUUCAGUCUCAGUAGUGAAAUGUGUGUGUGUGUGUGUGUGUGUGUGUGUGUGUGUGUGUGUGUGCGUGCGUGCGUGCGUGCGUGCGUGCGUGCGUGCGUGCGUGUGUGUGUGUGUGUGUGUGUGUGUGUGUGUGUGUGUGUGUGUGUGUGUGUGUGUGUGUGUGUGUGUGUGUGUGCUCAGGCAUUUCACACCGGGCUGUUUCUGCCACAUCAGAGUUGUAUUCGUCCGUCGGCUCAGAGUGUCUGAUGAACGGGUUCGGGUUGGGGUUAUGUCCUUUUAAGAAGAUCUCGUGUUCUGUCCAUGUCAUUUCCCUUCCAUAUCCCCCUCUUUUUCUCCCCAGCAUUCAUUGCAGUUAGCCUCCUUUUGCAUGCAUGACCUUUGACCCCCUUGUUUCUCUGGCAGUUCCCUCCACAUUGGCUAUCAUCCAUCACCUACUCAUGUUUAGUUCCAUUCCUGCCCCUUCUCCCUACUCGUUCCUUGUUCGUUGUGUUUAGUUUGGUCUGCAGGUUGAACUCGUGUCUUUAGAUCGGUUAGCGUCACCUUGCUCGGUUUCAUUCUGUCUUUAUUUCUAACAUCGUCUUCUUUUCGUUUCUGGUUCAGUUUCAGUCCUCUUGUGUUUUUGUAUUGCCUCCCAUCAGUUAACUAGUCCCACCUGUGGAUCCUCAUCAUCAGUGCUCAUCACACCUGCUCCUCAUCACUGCCCAGUCUAUUUCACCUCUGCACAGUUCUUCACUCGCUGCUGGUUCCUUGUGUUUGCUCCAGUGAUGGACCUUAUGGCUCUUUCAUGGGAGCUGUUCAUUAGUCAGUCGUUUACCUCAAAGAAC
Molecule: messenger RNA, 3229 nt
Organism: Nothobranchius furzeri (turquoise killifish)
Lineage: Eukaryota; Metazoa; Chordata; Actinopteri; Cyprinodontiformes; Nothobranchiidae
Source: RefSeq, a predicted model, not a curated record